This is a messenger RNA of Polychytrium aggregatum, 3678 nucleotides long. RefSeq names its product Sec1-like protein. Gene Ontology annotation, cellular component: plasma membrane; secretory granule. Lineage: Eukaryota; Fungi; Chytridiomycota; Chytridiomycetes; Polychytriales. The transcript has 14 exons. Gene Ontology annotation, molecular function: syntaxin binding. The record is from RefSeq and is a predicted model, not a curated record. Bases 208 to 3510 code for a protein of 1100 amino acids. Gene Ontology annotation, biological process: vesicle-mediated transport; intracellular protein transport.
UUCGUCCCCCGUCCUGGCCUUGGACACUUUGCUGCCAUCUCUGUCGCUGUCGCUGUCGUCCGCCGCCUGCUAUCGAGCCGGUCCUGCUCCUGCCUCAGCCAUCUGCAGCAUCACGCUCGGGUCUGGCUUCGCUUUCCUGGCUGCUGGUGCUUCCGUCGUGUCCCCCAAGCCACUGCCUUCUCUUGCCACUCGCAACCACGGCCCAGAAUGCCCUUCUCCCUCAAGGACACUGUCCGCCAGAAUCUCCUCGACCAGGUUCUCCGCGACCCAAAGAUAAACGAGCGUCCGGGCGAGUGGAAGAUUCUUGUCGUUGAUGAUGCCUCCAACCAGAUUCUCAGCAAGUACAUCACCACGGACGACCUCAACCAGGUCUACAUUACCCCCCAAGCCCGUCGAAUCAACGGCCACCGAGCCACCAACGAGAACUCCCAGGCUCUCUAUUUCAUUACCCCCACGGCCGAGAACGUCGAUUUGAUCAUCAAGGACUUUGCCGGCCCCACUCCAAAAUAUGCCCAGGGACACAUUUGCGUGACCACAGCCUUUGACGAUGCCUUGGCCAACAAGCUGCUGAGAGAGGUUCCUCGGAACCGCUUGGCAACAUUCAAGGAGCUGUUCAUAAGCUUUGAUGUGCCCGAAAGCCGUGUCUUCAGCCUCGACUUGCCCGGCUCUCUCGAGAUCUCCUUCAAGCCACAGUCGGUCGGCCAGAUCCAGGGUCUGAUCAACGACAGCGCACAAAAGCUUAUAUCGCUGCUGCUGCUCCUUGGAGAUGAGCCUGCGAUUCGCUUCUGCGAUCCCGGCGGCCAGCGUCGCGGCCUCUGUGCCCUGCUUGCCGAAAGCGUCCAGCAGCAGAUUGACGUGCUGAGAAACGAUCCGCAGUACAACUUUCCGCGCCCAACGCCGUACUCGCAGACACAACUGCUGAUCAUCGACCGUGCCGUCGAUGUUUUGACACCGAUUUCGCACUCACCCAGCUACCAGUCUCUGAUUUACGAUAUCAUGGACAUGGACGGCAACCAAGUGAGACUACCAGUCAAGGACUCGGAGGAAGAGAUUGGCUCGCUCGCUCUCGACGAAGACGACGAUCUCUUUGCCGAGCUUCGACAUGCUCCCUUGCCCUCGGUGAUCAACCGCGUCGUAGCCUUGGUGAAGCAGUUCGGAAAGAACGAGACGGCAGCCUCAAAUGACAAGCUGGCGGAUCUGAAGGAAGCCAUCCUCAACAAAGAGAAGCGUGAAAAGCAAAUGGCAGAGAUCCGAAAGCAUCAUGGAAUCUGCACUGAGCUCUUGGCCCGCCAUACCGCUCGCAAUCUGAAGGAGAUCGGCGAGCUUGAAGGCGUUGCCUAUACCGGGUUCGAGUAUGGCUUUGAGCCUGGGAACCCAGAAGCACCGCCAAAGCCUGCGUCCAAGCUGAUCCAAAAGUUCAUUGCAAUCAUUGAGAACGACGCCCAAAAUAUCGAGGAUCGUCUGCGCGCCCUCGCUUUCCUCCUGUGUAUCGAGGAGCUGAACGAUUCUCAAAUCAACGACAUAUACACUCGUGCAAAGUUGAGCACCGACGAUAUCAGCUUUGUUCGCGGACUGAUGGAUCUGGAUAUUUCGCCCAUCGAUCGGGAUGGCCCGUACUCCUACUACCCACGCAAGCUCGAGAAGGAAAAGCGCAAGCACGAGCUGUCGGCUCACGCCAAGAAGAAGGGUCGCCCUCAAGACCCUGUGGCCGAUGUUGAGGCGGAGGUCCUGAGCAUCGACCGCCAUAUCCCGACGCUGCGCUAUCUCCUUGAGGACGCCAUCCUUGGCAAGCUGGAUCCCGAUAUCUUCCCAUACGUGCUCAAGGGCGGCUAUUUCUUGGCCGAUAACAAGGCGACGGACAGCCCCGACCGCGGGCUUGGGAAGGUCAAGACCUUGGCCAAGUUUGAGCCCAAGUGGGGCAAGAAGCAGACCGUCGGCCGGGAUCAGAACGACUAUCGUGUCAACGGUGCUCGCAUCAUCGUCUUCUUCAUCGGCGGAUGCACCUAUCCCGAGGUCAAGGUGACCUACGACCUCGCCAGGGAGUUCGAGCGCGAGAUCAUUAUCGGCGGCACCGAGCUCUUCACCCCAAAGACAUUCAUCGAAUCGAUCAAGCAAAUGGGCAGUUUGACCACCCGCGUGCCCCUUCCUGACCCGGUAAACAUGUUCCGCUAUGCCGAGACCAUGUAUACGCAGCCGACUCGAGCGGCCCCUGCUGCAGCCGCUCCCCGGCCACAGGCGGUGGCCGAUACCACAGUGCCCAGCGUCUCCGCCCAGCCGGCCCUCAACUACCUAUCGGCGGCACCCCCGGCCGUCUAUCCGCCAGUUGCCGAAGCUCCUCAGCCCGUGCACCCCGUUUCUGCAGCUUCAGCCGUAACAAGCUCGAUGCAGGCGCCCCCUGAAGAGCCCGUGAGGACCAACUCGGCUCAAAAGUAUGUCGGACCUGCCGCGAUUCCUCCGCGUGGGUCAUCGUUCCGCGUCGAGGACCAGCCCACAGCCCCACCCCCGGCCCAGCAGUACGUUCCUCGCACGACGACUCCUCCAGCCCAACCAUACCUUCCUCGCACUACAACCCCUCCGGCUCAGCAAUACGUGCCUCACGCGGCAACUCCUGCACAAGUGUAUGAGCCGGUCCGAACUGAAGCCUCUGACCGUCACUCUUCGACCGCGGAUGAUCGCAGCGAAGUUCCCUGUCAACACUGCACGUUGUUGAAUCCCGCUAACAGCGUUCGCUGCGCUGCGUGCGACAAUGUGCUGCACAGACCUCACGCCACUAGUCCUGCGGCAGCGGCACCGGCACCAAGCACAGUCCAAACAGUUGCGGCGCAAACGGUGUAUGCUCCAGUUCGCAGCCCAUACAGCGAGAUGUCUAGCUAUGCAGCCGCCCAUCCAGGCCGCUCCGAAGGGCACCACAACGUCCCUAUGCCCAGCACGCCGUGGUCUGCCGCAAGCGUCAACCCGCCUGCCCGUAGCAGCGCCUCCAGGCACUCAACAGGCGAUAGUGCCCACAGCACUCAUAGCAUCCAUGGUGCUUUGUCUCCCGCCACGAUCAAUAUGCCUUCGCUACAAGCCUAUUUGCCCCCGUCCAAUCCCACUUCCUAUGUCCAGUUCCCAUCCUCCCAGUCAAGUCCCUAUUCCACAAGUCCGGCCCAGCCCUACGUUGGCCGAAGCAACCCAUCGGUAACCCAACAGCCCUACUCGUCUUCAGCCUGGCCCGUGACCUCAAGUGCACACGGCGCAGCGAACUUCCCGACGCCUUAUCCCAUGCAGCGCGGUCCUUCGUCGCUGGGCACUGGCUAUUCCUUCAACGGCAGCGCCUAUGCUUCCCCAGCGCAGUACCAACCCGGACAGCCCCCUCCGCGACAGCCAUACGCGCCCAACCAAGACAGACAGCCAUACAUGCCCAACCAAGAGAGGCAGCCAUAUGCGCCCAACCAAGAGAGACAACCUUACGCGCCCACACCUCCCACAAAGUCGUAUCAGUACUCGUACCAAAAUCUGCCCAACCCGUGAUGUAUCUAUAGAAGCAGCUUCCGGGGCCUGACAGUGGGUCCAGCAGCAGUGUGAUCGACCGCGAAGGCAUCAGACCGACGCAAUGGCGUUGCGAUCAGCGGACAAGUGCGUCGGCCUGGUGACAUGUCCUGUAUUUGCCAUUCUGUUGUUGUUUCGGAGAUUGCCUCU